This is a messenger RNA of Callorhinus ursinus (northern fur seal), 1843 nucleotides long. NCBI's taxonomy places the organism in Eukaryota, Metazoa, Chordata, Mammalia, Carnivora, Otariidae. The record is from RefSeq and is a predicted model, not a curated record.
AUGGAUAGUUACACCAGUGAUGAAGACACAGAUGAGGACUUUGAUACCCAGCUCAUCAUCCAGCAGAGCUUACAGGACACUCACCAGCUGAGGACUACACAGCAGGCAUCUGCAGAUGAGAGCUUCCACUCCUUUUUGAGCUCGGACUACAAGAAGAUAAUUGAAGCAUUGUCAACAGGUAAGGAAGAUGCAUUGUCACACUUGACCAAGCACCAUUCUGCUUUUGAUGAAGCAGAUGGGCUAGGCUGGCUUCCUCUGCAUAAGGCUGCAGUGCAGUUAAAUAAGAACAUUUUGGAAAUAACCCUGAAAGCUUCAAAACCCAGCAUGUGGGAGCAAACCACGCACAAUGGUGAAACGCCACUUUUUUUGGCUGUCAGCACUUGCCUCUUGGAAAAUGCCCAUUUUCUUCUUCUCAGUGGCUGCAAUCCAAAUGCCAAGAAUAAUGAAGGCAAUUCGUCUCUUCUUACAGCUGUUCUGCGCAACUCCUAUGAGAUGGCUUCCUUGCUGAUCAGCUCUGGGGCAGACGUGAAUCUGCGGUGUACCAACGGAAGGACAGCUCUCCACGAAGCAGCCAGACUGGGCAGGCAGGGCAUAGCGAAGCUGAUGUUGGUUUCUGGGGCACACCCUGACCCACAGAGCUCCUACGGAUUCACUCCUCUGGCUCUUGCUGCCCAAAGUGGACACACUGAAAUCAUGGAAAUGUUACUGCAGAAAGGAGCUAAUGCUCUUGGUCAGGCCUCAGACUCUUCUUCCAUCUUACUUGAAGCUGCUAGUGGAGGAAAUCCAGACUCUGUGGCUCUUCUACUAGAGCAUGGAGCUGAUGCCAACAUCCCCAAGAAUUCAGGCCACCUGCCCAUUCAUGUGGCAGCUGACAGAGGCCACUUGUUAGCCCUAAAGAUUUUGGUUCCAGUGACAGAUCUUGCUGCCAUUAAGCGGAGUGGCAUCAGUCCCGUCCACUGUGCAGCAGCAGGGGCACACCCCGAAUGCCUGGAACUCCUCAUCCAGGCGGGAUUUGAUGUAAAUUUCAUGCUAGAUCAGAGAAUUCGCAAACACUAUGAUGACCACAGGAAGUCAGCUUUGUAUUUUGCUGUAUCAAAUGGUGACCUCUCUUCAGUUAAGCUGCUUCUGAGUGCUGGAGCUCUGCCUAACCAGGACCCAGUUAACUGCCUCCAGAUAGCCCUACGGAUGGGCAACUAUGAGCUGAUAAGUCUGCUGCUACGUCAUGGGGCCAACGUCAAUUAUUUCUGCAGAGUCAACCCUUUACAUUUCCCAUCAGCACUGCAAUACACACUGAAAGAUGAAGUCAUGCUCAGGAUGCUAUUGAAUUAUGGGUAUGACAUAGAGCGAUGCUUUGAUUGUCCUCAUGGAGACAAAGUUCAUCCUUGCUAUACUUUUGAAGGCUGGACAUCUACAGUUAUCAAAGAUACUAUGUUCUGUGAAGUAAUAACAUUGUCAUGGCUGCAACAUCUCUCUGGGAAGGUUGUUCGAGUGAUGCUUGAUUACGUCGAUCAAGUUCGAAUCUGUUCAAAGUUGAAAGCUGUGCUCCAAAAACAGGGGCUCUGGUCAGAAAUCCAUUUGAUCUUGACAAACCCUCGACCCCUCAGACAUCUGUGCCGCCUGAAGAUCCGGCAGUGUAUGGGGCGCUUACGUCUGCGCUGCCCGGUCUUCAUGUCCUUCCUUCCAUUACCAAACCGUCUCAAAGCCUAUGUCCUUUACAAAGAAUAUGACCUUUAUGGACAAGGAAUUUUCACAGGAACCUGGUAGUCAAACCGUUCUGGAUGAAAAGGUAUAAUUCUGUAAGCUGUAUUUCUUAAAGUUUGACUUGUUACAUAUGAUUCAGUAU